UCUCUGUUUAUAUAGGUGGACUCAAUCUUCCUCUAUUGAUAUAAAGCUCCUCAUUCUCUAUCUCUACCGUCAAGAAUCCACAAAUACUUGAUCCUCAUCAACAAUGGCCAUGGCCUUCUCUUCAAAGCUACAGCUUCUGUUCUUGAUCUCCGUUUCCCUGAUCCCCAUCUCCCUUUGCAGUAAUCCCAACCGUCCACUGAGCUCCUUCAAAACCUCAACCCCGGAUGUCCAUGACCUCCUCCCAAACUACAGCCUCCCAAAGGGUCUCAUCCCAGGAAAUGUCAAGUCCUAUUCUCUUAACUCAGACAGCACUUUCACCAUCGAACUCACUCACGAGUGUUAUGUUAAGUUCACUGACUUGGUUUACUAUAAAACUGUUUUGACUGGAAAGUUGGGUGAUGGGGAGGUUUCUGAUGUUAGUGGAAUUGAGGUGAAGAAGUUGUUCGCAUGGCUGCCUAUUACUGGUAUUCUAGUUGAUGGAAGCUCGAUUGAAUUUCAAGUUGGGUUUUUGUCUGAGAAGCUUCCUGCUUCUAUGUUCCAAGAGAUUCCAACUUGUCGGAAUAAAGAGUUCCAGCAAUCUCUGCUUGCAUCAAAUUGAGCUGCCAACUGAAUGGAUAGUAGCCAGUUGCUUAUAAAUGAUGAUGGUUGAAGACACUGUACCCUGAGCUAGCAGCAGCUGGAGGUGUCCUCUAGGGCAUAUUUUCGUUUUUCAGUCUUGAGACAUCAGGAUUUAGCUGGAAGCUGUUCUCCUACAUAUAUUAGCGCACGUUUCCUAGCUGAUUUUCUUGGUGUACUCUUUUGGAAUAAAGUUUCAGUUCAUCCAAAAAACUCUCUCUCUCUGUAUGCAGGAUCAUUCAUAGCAUUUAGUUCCUAUAUCCUGCUAAAACUCGUUAUCAAAUGUUAAAUAAUGCGUUGGCUUUGGUAAGCUGACAGUCACUAACUUGUUGAUGGAGAGAAAGAAAAGUGUACUGUGUGACUUACAGAGAUAUGGUUGCUUGGUAAUAACAUGUUUCUGGCAAUAGCCUCAAAGCUUUUGAUGUGUG
Molecule: messenger RNA, 1043 nt
Organism: Coffea eugenioides
Lineage: Eukaryota; Viridiplantae; Streptophyta; Magnoliopsida; Gentianales; Rubiaceae
Exons: 2
Coding region: 104-598 (164 amino acids)
Source: RefSeq, a predicted model, not a curated record